AGAAGAACAAAGAGGAAAACGCAAGAGUAGGGACAGAAGAGAAGGCGCAGGAGGAGGCAAUAGAAAAGGUAUCAGAUUGGAUCAAAGGUGGAAUAAAAGAGAGAUGGUUAAGUUUUAAAAACACGUAG
Dentiscutata heterogama is the source of this 128-nucleotide messenger RNA. The record is from the annotation of a GenBank genome assembly. Lineage: Eukaryota; Fungi; Glomeromycota; Glomeromycetes; Diversisporales; Gigasporaceae.